CAGAGGAUAUACAGCGAUACAUCUGCGCACUAUGGAGGAGCAAAGAUACCCCGUCAACAUUUGUCUGACUGGAGUCAUGCACAAAAAUAGCUCUAAAUUGUACAUGACUACUGUUCUCUGGUCAGAUCACAGUGAGAUCACUGUGUACAGGUCACUUAAAGACUAUAAAACACUACACAGACAACUGAAGAAGAAAUUCCCUACUUCAAACCACAUUAAAGGUUCAGAAAGGAUGGUACCCAAGUUUAAAGCGGCAAGAGUCAUUAAGAACUUGCAGAAGUGGAACCCGAGUAAGUCAAUGCUGAGGCUGAAAGCUCUGGAUGAAUAUUGCACUGAAUUACUCAAGAGGGAUCCCAGUCUCUCCCAAAGUACCGAACUCAUGCAGUUCCUGCAACCCAACCCUCAGGACCUCAGUUCAGACUUGACAAAAAACAGUAUAGUGAUCAUGCCGUCAGAGACGUCUAUAGGCCUCAGUGAACGUAAAACUUCAGCCAGCGGCAUCACUCAACCGUUUGUUUCUGAAACAUACCGCUGUUUGGCCUCUUAUGAGAGCAAGGACACCAAAAACCGCCCCUUCAAGGUUGAAACUGAUGAGACAGUGGACGUGCUCAUUAAAGACAAAGGAGGAUGGUGGUUGGUGGAGAAUGAAUCUAAACGCCUAUGCUGGUUUCCUGCACCAUACCUGGUGAAAGCCGAGACCGACGAUGAUGCCAAUGAUGUAAUGGAGGAUGGAAGUGUUCUCUAUGUUGCUACCAGAAGUUUCAAAGCCAUGCACAGUGACGAGAUAUCUGUUGAGAUUGGCUCCUUGGUGGAGGUGUUGCAGAAAUCUGACAAUGGCUGGUGGAUAAUUAGAUACAACCGAAAGGCUGGGUAUGUACCCUCUAUGUACCUGCAACAGAACAAUAACCCACUGAUUCGUAUAAUACCAAUUCAGAAGCAGAUUUCCGCUCUUGACCUCUCAAAACUUCAGGGUACUGAAGACAGUUCCUUGUGGGUCUCCAACCGCAAGCUCAGCAGAUCCCAGGGAAACCUAGCGUUGCUUUCAGGAAGCACCCUGUCCCCUAGAGAUAAACAGAUGUCACAUUCACUGAGCGUACUCACUGAUAAUAGAGAAACACUCCAGACUCCACCAUCCAUCCAUGUGGAAUUUGCCGAGAACCAUAAGCGGGGCAGUCUGAGUGAGGACAGCGAGGAAAAUAGCAUAAGUGAUGACAGCAGCUCCAUAAGCAUCAAAUCGGCAAGUCUAUGCAGCACAGAGGAUCUGUUCAGCCGUGGGUGCACCACCAUGCUGAACUCUUCAGGCAGCCAUAGCCCCGACAGUGCCACACGAGGCAAGAUGAUUGACAACAGAUCAGAUCCCACUAUCAGAAAGAUGCCCGGCACGCCCAAAAUACCUCCCAGACCACAACCUAAAGAGAUAAUCAAACGCUGCACAACAGUCACACGCAAGAACCUGCAGAGAACCAGUUAGGUCGGCCGGAUUUCUGAAAAAUGGUGAUCUGAAUUUUGUGAUACUGCUAGUUUUGUCACAUGAGAACAUUCCAUGCCAGCAGAUGGCAUAAAGCUUAACACUGAUCAGAAAAGAAACUCUUGUCCUUGAACCACGAUUGCACAUUUAUUCCUUUAACACUUAAAGUUUGCCUGUUAUUCUCUGGAACAGAUUAUUAUUAUAGCUGUAUAAUACAAAAUGUUUUGCUGCCUGUUUUCCUUUGUUGCUGUCUGGAUGGGAAGGCAGCAGAUUUUGCUUUCACUAAAGAGAAAGUGAAAACAAACACAGCACAUACUGUUUAUGUACUGUAUCAAUUCAUCAGUUCUUUUUCAAAAUAUUUAUCUCAAAUGUGUGUCCGUCCUAGUUUGUCCUCUUAUAAAUCCUUCCAUAGUGGAAAUUAUUAUACGUGCCUUAUAUGCAUUCUGUACCUGUACAUGUGUUGCAGUAUAUCUGAACAUUAAGUUUUUUAUUUUUUGUCAAUACAAUAAAAUCCAAUAAAACCGG
Triplophysa dalaica is the source of this 1993-nucleotide messenger RNA. RefSeq names its product NADPH oxidase organizer 1a (gene noxo1a). Bases 32 to 1471 code for a protein of 479 amino acids. The record is from RefSeq and is a predicted model, not a curated record. The transcript has 8 exons. Gene Ontology annotation, biological process: superoxide anion generation. NCBI's taxonomy places the organism in Eukaryota, Metazoa, Chordata, Actinopteri, Cypriniformes, Nemacheilidae. Gene Ontology annotation, molecular function: protein binding; superoxide-generating NADPH oxidase activator activity; phosphatidylinositol binding.